AUGUCCACACCUUUGAUGCAGUCAGGCCCUCUCUUUGAACCCAAUCCCACCCCAUCAGACACUCUAUGUGAUCCACCUUUGCCUCUCAGUCAUCUUCAAUUGCUGGACACAUCCAAGUCUCUGGGCAAUGGUUUUGGAAAUCAUCCAAAUGCCAAAGAUGAUACAGAUGGUCAUAUUUGCUUUGACAUGCUGAGUCAGGCCCUGGAGAGCCUGGAAAAUCUCAAACUUGAAGACAACAAGAGCAAAUACUGUGAAGAAGAGGAAACACAAGACCCCAAUCUCACAAGAGCCAGAGCUCAAGAGGCCAUUGGUUGGCAUCCAUUCAAAAAUAAGGAAGUAAGUGAGAUGAACCCCCAUGCAUGCAUAUAG
Melampsora larici-populina 98AG31 is the source of this 369-nucleotide messenger RNA. RefSeq lists its product as uncharacterized. NCBI's taxonomy places the organism in Eukaryota, Fungi, Basidiomycota, Pucciniomycetes, Pucciniales, Melampsoraceae. The coding region runs from base 1 to 369 and encodes 122 amino acids. The transcript has a single exon. The record is from RefSeq and is a predicted model, not a curated record.